Molecule: messenger RNA, 387 nt
Organism: Aureobasidium namibiae CBS 147.97
Lineage: Eukaryota; Fungi; Ascomycota; Dothideomycetes; Dothideales; Saccotheciaceae
Exons: 3
Coding region: 1-387 (128 amino acids)
Source: RefSeq, a predicted model, not a curated record
AUGUUUUUUCAAACUUUGAUGCGACGGGCAGCUGCUCUGCCCAAGUUUGAUUUCGCCAGGAAUCCCUACAAAAGCAAGCGGACAUGGCCGCCAGACUUUACCAAAUUGUCGCAGAAACAUCAAUUCCGCCUCGAACGCCGGUACCGUAGGAGAGCAAAGCUGAAGUGGGCAAGACCGACAUGGACAAAGUUCGUCAAGCUGGCUACCUGGGGUACCAUCUCGUUUGUCGUUGUUUACGGUCUACUAUUCAUGGAGAUUGAAGAGGGGACCGUCUUUGGCACCAUCCGAGAUUACUACGCAAGAGCGACCAACGACAUGUUUGGCACACCCAGGCGGAAGCCACGUGCUACCCUCGAAGACCAAGAGUCCCCUCGAUCCGCGUCAUGA